GUUGUUGAGUGUCGUUUUAUCAGCUAAGAAGAAACGGUUUUUAUGUCCACAUGUCACUCUUCGAUUGAUUAAUUUAUCUCGUUGAGGAAUUUAAGUAAAACUUUGGAAUGAGAGUAAAAUGGGAUUGUGAACUGAAAUCGGAUAACAGAACAACAAGAUGUUAAUGAAUUUGUCUUUAGUGUUAUGGAUGAUUACGACGCUAAAUUAUGCUUAUGGGUACUUCCGAUUAUCAAUGGAUAAUUACCAAUAUCAUUUCGAUGGUUCUCAAACAGAUACAGUUGUAAAAAAUUCAACAAAAAAAGUAGGAAAGAAUACAAGCAGACUGCUCCAGGAAGUAAACAUGACUUUUGACCUGUCCACAAACGGAAUAAAGAAUGAUACAGAAAACGCAUCAUCUAGUAGCGAUUUCUCAGUUAGUUUCGUCACUUCUGAUAAUAAUAGCACUACUGUAGAUUACUAUACUAGUACUGUAGAUUAUAAUCAUAGCAGUACAGAAAAUUCUACCAUAUUUUUUACGACGGCGUUGAACCACGAGUCUACUACCAUUCAUUCUCCAUCAAGGUCAUCGAAACUCUCACCAAUGGCAGCAGCUGGAAUUGCUUUAUUAAGUGGUCUUAUUGUUAUUUCGAUAAUUAUAAUAGCUUUCGUAAUUUGGCACAAGAAAUCUGAAGGACCCUAUGAGUUGAUGCCAGUAACUGACAUUGAGCAACAUAUUUAAUUUUUUUUAAUUAUAAAUAGUGUAUAUUACAUUGGGGAAAAUUUUUUUGUUCGUUUACUAUUGCAUGAGAUUUUUUAACGGAUCUUGGAUUUUCACGUCACUGAUUUCAAAUCUGUAAUCUGUUUCUCUCUCUAAGCUACAGUUUCUUUUUAAUGACAUUUUUAAUCUAUUUUUUGUCGAAAUGUAAGUAAAUGUAAAGUUUAUGUGUAAGUAAGUGUUAAAAUGUAAGUAAGUGUAAGUAAAUGUAAAGUUUAAAAAAGUUAUGUAUAAUAGGAGUUGCGUAAAUGUUGCAACAAACUUCUACGGGAGUUAGGGCACAUCAUAAAGAUUAAAAUUCCACAGUAACCCAUACCCAGAAAUGUCAUCAUAUGCCGCUAGAGGUGCUUCCCCUAUUAUGUACUGUUUUUUUUUCGAGUGCUUCUUGACAUAUUAUUAUUGGGAAGCACUCCGAACAGAUACAGAGUACGACGAAAUUUAAGGGAAUGCAAUUUUAAUCCUGAUGAUGUACCUUGAAUGCCUUCGAAGUUUGCCACAACAUUCAUGCAACGCCUUGUAAUAUAUAACGUUUUCGUACUUGUAUCUUUCGACUAACAAUAGGCUUAAAAAUAUCAUUAAAAAAAGACAAUCUUUAGCUUUAGGAGUAAAACUAAGUUCUUCAGACUUGAUAUCUUCAUACACGAAUUAGGUAAAGUCUAGUUGUUAAAUAAAUGCAACAAAAAGUUUGUUCAACAAAGUUAUCUAUAAUGUUUCGUAUAGAUAAAAUGAAAAUGUUCGGCAAAAUUUUCAGAGUUUUCUAAAUGAAGAAUUUUGCAAUUUUAUUUAUUUAUAAUUUUAUAUUAGAGAUAAGAGAUUCAAGAGCUUCAGAGGGUCAUUGACAAUUAUAAAAUUUCGUAUAAGCUCUAGAUUUUCUGAGCUCUAAGCAUUUAGAUUUAUCUUAAGUUGUCAUUGGACACAAUCUUUGAAUUAAAAGGCUUGUGACAAGUUUUGAAGAUAGUGUUUUUGGAUAGGUAACUUCACGAACUUCCAGAAUCUCCACUAGAUGUCAGCGCAUUACACAGAACUAUUUUAAUGCUUUAUGUUUAUCAGGGGGUUCCUCACCAAAAGCUCUCCCUUGAAGAAUUUGAACUGUGGCUUAUCAUUAUAUUUUCAACAAAAACCUUGUAAUUUUCAAAAUACUAUAGAUACAAAUAUGAUCAGAACAAUUGUAUUAGAAUAUUUAAAUAUUUAAUAACUUUUUAAAACUUCUUCCUUAAAAACAAAAAAUAGGAAAAUAGUAAUUCGUAAAAUAGUUCCGGCAAGUAUGAAUGAUACAUUUUUUAUACCUACAAUGGCAUUAAACUAAAACAUUUUUCUGAAAUAACAUUGUAAGCAAUUUUGUUAAAUCUCAUCAUAAGAGGUAAAACUAUUCUUUCGGUUGCAAAAUAUCGAAAAUUAUUUUUUACUUCCAAGGAAGGACUUCAGCACAUAAUUGUGCAAAUUUUUAAAAAUGUUUAAUCAUAAUUUAUGUGUUUAUGUUAUGAUGAAUGUGAGAAUCUGACAAAGUGAGAAAUGUUGGCGUGUGUACUAUGCCUGACAUUUUAACGAAAAUAUGAAACGCAAGAAUAAUUAUAUAAUUUAUUUAAUCAUUGUAUAUAAUGAAAAAUGUCUUCUAGGAAAGUCGGAUAGUAUGAUUUGGCAAAUGUAAAUUGCGUGGAAAGAAAGAACAUAUUUCUUCCUUGCUUUCCUUUUUUAAAAAAAAUAUUACUGGAUGUGUAUACCCGGCAGUGAUCUAAAAGAGAAAUAAAAUAGAAUUUUCUUAGUUAAAUUUACAACUUAUUUUUUUCUUAGAAGAUACCGGAUAGUGACCUUUUACCUUGAAUUGAUACCACAAUAUGGAAUACCCGGCAGUGACCAAUACAACGAAGCUGGAUUAUUAUACUGAUUAGUUUUAAUAAUACACACAUGGCGGUUGCUAAAAAUGUAUGCUUCUUUUAUUAAGAAAAACAAAAUAAAAUGUAAAUUUACUUGUUGCAGCAAAAUUCUAAUGCUGAUAAAUCAUAAUUAUACAAAUAAUCAUAUUUUAUGCCUAGCCGAUUUGUCAUGUGGCAUUGUAUUCAAUAUUUAGCCAUUAUUAGGCAGCAACGUAACAGAAAAUUUUGUUUUAGGCCAUAGUCUUGGUGGACAGGGUAAUUUGUCAGCUACCUUUUUUUAAAACAUGUGGCCAAUGUUUAACAAAUCGAAAUUUUUAAAAGAUUAAAAAACUUUUGAUAUUAAUGAUGUAGAUAUUAUUAUCAAAUAUCUGAAAAUGUGGUAAACAUUUUAAGGUCAUUUCUAAAAUUAAGACAGAAACAAUGAUUUGAUUUUGCUCUAUACUAACAAUAUGAGAAAUAGUGUAUAAUUACUUGCAAUUUCGCAGUUUAAUUUUGGGUAUUCUAUAUUAUCCCGGAUUUCCAACUUCGCUGGUAACAUAUACACCAUAAUACCGUAUUGUUAUUUGUAGAAUUCUUCUACACAUAAUGGCUAACUAUUACUACUGUAUUCUUUUGGAUUAAUAAAUAGAAGUUUUAUUCUGUGUUACA
Molecule: messenger RNA, 3276 nt
Organism: Parasteatoda tepidariorum (common house spider)
Lineage: Eukaryota; Metazoa; Arthropoda; Arachnida; Araneae; Theridiidae
Source: RefSeq, a predicted model, not a curated record